AUGACCGAUAGACUAACACAACUGCAAAUAUGUCUCGAUCAGAUGAUGGAACAAUUCUGUGCUACAUUGAAUUACAUUGAUAAGAAACAUGAUUUUGAAACAAUUGGCGAAUUUGAGCACAAGAUGACAGAUAAGCAUGCCACUGUGGCUUCAGCAGAAGAGUUUUCAAACACUAUCGAUGAACUUUCUACAGAUAUAAUUUUAAAAACCAGACAGAUUAGCAAAUUGAUAGAUUCAUUGCCGGGUGUUGAUGUUUCUGAGGAUGAACAAUUGAGAAAGAUAGAUAUACUACAAAAGCAGUUGUUGAAAGAAGAAGAUGAGAAGGUGGAAGCAGUGAAGGAGAAGGAAAAACUUUUAUCGAACCUGAAUGAGGUAACGUCUCUAUUUGUGGCUGGUAUCUCUAAAGCGGGUACAACCGUGGACUCAAAAGACGAUCCUCUUCACAAUGACAAAGAUACUUCACAAAUCUAA
Tetrapisispora phaffii CBS 4417 is the source of this 471-nucleotide messenger RNA. It is a transcript of the gene SRB7, whose product is annotated as Srb7p. Gene Ontology annotation, cellular component: mediator complex. Gene Ontology annotation, biological process: regulation of transcription by RNA polymerase II. Bases 1 to 471 code for a protein of 156 amino acids. Lineage: Eukaryota; Fungi; Ascomycota; Saccharomycetes; Saccharomycetales; Saccharomycetaceae. Gene Ontology annotation, molecular function: transcription coregulator activity. The transcript has a single exon. The record is from RefSeq and is a predicted model, not a curated record.